AAGUUCAAACACUCAACAGUUGCUGCAUUUGACGCAUCUUCUUCCUUCUGGCUGUGCAUUGAAGUAAAAAGUUAAAUCAAAUCAUGUGUUAAAAUAAAAUCCAAUAAGCUCUGAUCAAUUCUCUCUUUUUUGCUUUUUCUCUUCCAAUCUUAACAAGACAACAACGUGUGUCAUCCUCUUCUUUCUCUUUACUUACCAGCGCGCACAAACAAUGUCUUCUCGCUCCAUGUUCUUCUUUGCGGUACCAAAAAAAUCUAGGGUUUUACGUCACUACUGAGUUCCUUGUUUUUUCAAGCUACAAAGUCCUUACCAAAUUCUAUUUUCUUUCUUUUUUGUUUCACAUGGAGCUACAACGUUUGGAACAGUUAGAUGGUCAGCCAUUGGAAAGCGUUUCCACUUUGUACCAGACUAGUUUUCAUGCAGAAAUCCAGCUAGACGAAAAGUUUGAGAAUAAUUUAAAGGAAAUCGAGCUAAACUGCGUCGAUCAAUGCGAUCACAUCCAGCAAUUUAACCAUACGCAGCUGGUCAAAGCUCCGGAGGGCGCAGUUGUCCAAGAUACUGACUUGACAGUCAGAGAUGAUGGUGGUGGUAUGGUCGAUGUAGAGGUUAAGUUUGGCACAAUGAGUAAUCGGAAGCGGGGACGGCCUCCCAGAGCUAGUCCGGUCAAACCAAAAAAACUUCGGCCUCCGCCGUCGCAGAGGAGAAAGAAAGACGAGGAGGAUGUUUGCUUUAUUUGCUUCGAUGGUGGUAGUCUGGUCAUAUGUGAUCGCAGGGGAUGUCCUAAAGCGUACCAUCCUUCUUGCAUAAAGCGGGACGAGGCAUUCUUUCGCUCUAGAGCUAAAUGGACCUGCGGGUGGCAUAUCUGUAGUACCUGUCGGAAGGCUUCAUAUUAUGUGUGUUAUACAUGUACCUAUUCUUUAUGCAAGGGAUGCAUUAAGGAUGCUGAUUACUUAUGUGUAAGAGGGAACAAAGGACUUUGCGCAGCAUGCAUGAAAACUAUCAUGAUGAUGGAAGAUACUGCUGCACUGAAUCAGGAAACGGAGCAGGUGGAUUUUGAUGAUAAAACUAGUUGGGAGUAUCUAUUUAAGUUGUAUUGGGUGUGCUUGAAAGAGAAGCUGGAUUUAAAUUUGGAUGAGCUUACUCAAGCUAAAAACCGUUGGAAUGGACCUUCUGUUAACGGUCUUAAGGGCAAAUGCUCUGUUGAAGUUGAUAGAUCCUCGAAGGGUGAAUCCUCUGUUGAUGUUACUGCACCUGCUAUUAAUAAAGACCCUAGUUCAGAAAAUUCUUCUGGGAAUGCAGAAGCAAAUCACUCAAAAAGAAGAAAAACUGAGAAUCUACUGGAGUUUCUUAACAGGCCAGACUCCCCUAAUCCAGAAAAAUUAGGUGGUGAUGAAGGAAUCUCUCCACAUCAGGCCCCAAAAUGGGCAACAGAUAUUCUCUUAGACUUUGUUGCUUUCAUGAAAAAUGGUGAUAUAUCAAAGAUAACCCCACCAGAAGUCCAGGGUCUUCUGCUGGAGUAUGUGAAAAGAAACAAUCUACGUGAUCCUGAUCAGCAUUGUGUAGUUGUUUGUGAUGCAAGACUAUAUGAUUUGUUAGGAAGAGAAAGGUUGGAUCAUGUUCAAAUGCUUGGUAUUGUUGAGACACACAUUUUUUAUCCAAAGAAUUCUCUGGCUUGUCACACAAGUAUAGGAGUUACUGAUGCCUGUGCUAGCCAGAUGGAGAUCGACACUAAAAAUGAAAACCAGUUAAUGUUGGCAAAUGAUAAGAGGCAUAUAACACAUAAAAUGGCUGGGAAGAAAGAAUCUGUAGUUGAUCCUAAUGUAUAUGCAGCUAUUGAUGUGCACAACAUCAACUUGAUAUACCUGAAACGUGGUUUUUCUGAGAACCUUAUUGAUGAGAGUGACAGAUUUCAAGAGAAGGUUGUUGGAUCAAUAGUGCGGGUAAAAAUAGAUGGCACUGAUCCAAAUCAAUAUAUGUAUAGGCUUGUCAGAGUAACUGGUACAGGCAAGACAACUGAACCUUAUGUAAUUGGAGACAGAAAAACUGAUUUAAUGAUUGAAGUUCAAGAUUUGCAAAAGAGUUAUUUGCUCCCAAUUGAUGCGAUUUCAAAUGAGGAGUUCUCUGAGGAUGAAUGCAGACAGUUAUACCAGAGUGUUAAAUGUGGAAUUACAAAACAUUUUACAGUGGGCGAGAUUCUGGAGAGAUCAUUAAAAUUACAUUCACAGAGAAUUGAUGAUUUACUGGAAGAACUAAAACUGCAGCUUAUACAUCUUCGUGAUCAAGCAAGUGAAAAGGGAUGUAAAAGAGAUCUCAGAGAAUGUGUAGAGAAGUUAGAGCUUUUGGACUCUCCUGAUAAUCACAACCGCAGGCUUCUUGGAGUGGUAGUAAUACACAUUGACCCAGACAUGGAUCCGAGUUGUGAAUCUGAAGAUGAUGUUGGAGAGUUUGUUGAGAAGGAAUCAGUUAAUCAUGUGAGGCCAAGAAAUCCUAAAUCAGUUUCUGCGGUUGCUUGUGGAAAAGUUCUACCAUCAAAUUCUGUUGGUAUUGUGCAACCCUCUGUGAUUGAGACGGAGAAGACAUGGUACUAUGAGGACCCUAAUGGAAAGAAUCAGGGGCCAUUUUCCAUUGAGCAGCUGCGUGAAUGGAAUACUAGUGGACAUUUUCUUGUUACUUUGAGAGUAUGGAGGACAGAUCAAAAGCAAGCUAACUCCAUUCUUCUGACUGAUGCUUUGAAGGGGGAAUUUGAUAAGACCAUUGAAAGUCGAAUGAAUAUUCGAAGUUGUGAUCAACAGGGCCAUGCUGAUAAACAGUCCCUCAAUGAGGGCAUUACGGGCCCAUCUUCUGGAGAAAACUGUUUGCUUCCACGCAUUCAUUGUGCUUCAAAUGGCUGGGAUUCAAACACUUCUUUUGUGGCUUUGUUGAAUUCUCAUGAGAAAGCAGAUCAGACACCUCCUGAGAAGUCCCAGCUUGUGAAGGAAAAUUGGGGAUGUGAAAUGCGCCCAGAUGGUGUUGAGAUCAGAUCGGGCCAAGCAUCUGGACUAAAUUCAAGAUCUUCACCGGUAGAUAUAAAUGGCUGGGAUAACACUGGUCUUGUCAAUUUUGUGAAGUCUUUUGAGUUUAUAGAUCAGAAUCAGGAGAUUGACUUCUCUGAUCUACCUGGCCCCAGCCCCAAUCAGAGCUAUGUGCAGGGUGAAGAUUCUGAGAUGAAAAAGCCUAGGUGGAGUACAGCAUCCAGUCCAGUGGUUGGUGGACCAGAGCUACUGGAAGUGGCUGGUGAAUUGAAUGGGUCUUCCCCUUCUCUAGCAAAACCUAUGCUUGAGAACAGGGAAUCUGAUCUUGUGGCGUCAUCUAUUGUAAAACAGAUUAAAGUGCUGAGUGAUCAUGCUACUACACCAACUUCGGUGCCCAGUGACCAUUCCUCUCUGUCCCACCCUGCAACUAAUGCUGCUAGUUGGCAGCCAGAGUCUGUUGCUGAGCUUGAAGAAUUCACAACUUGGUCUGAAGAGUCUGUGUCAGACCUGUUGGCGGAAGUUGAUGAAGCAAUGCGGUCGCUUAAUGGGGUAGCAUCUCCAACUUCACCUUUGCGCUGCUGUGCUCAAAGUGAUUGUUUUAGCCCUCUGAGGGGUUUAAGCUCAAGAGUCGAUGCAGGGAGAAGUGCUUCCUUGAGCUCCGUUAGUGAUGUACAAAUUGUUUCUGAGUCACCUGUGAACCAGGAGCCUAGUCAGGUAUCUCAAGGUGAUGUUGUUGAUCCUCAAAAAAGUUCUGGUGGGCAAUCUUCCACAAUUAAUAAAGUGGACACCCUGGAGGAAGUUACAAAGCCUAGUGAUGAUUCAGUUAAUCAAUGCAAAACAGCUUCAAACUUCUCGCCGCCUUUACCUCCUAUGACAAGUUGGGAGAUGGCUACCUUAGACACCACUUGGAGGCCUGAAACAGAAAUUACAAAUAUCAGUGAGGGAGUGGUGCAGGGAAUUGCAGACUUGGGAUUUAGAGGAUUAUUUCAAGGAAUUAUGAAUGAUGAUUACAGUCAAUGUGGAAAUCUAGGCAUCUGGGGAAGCCAACCUAGGCAUGGUGGCGACAGACUUUCUAGUCCAAGAGACUUUAAUGUUGAUGGCAUGGAUUCAAGUUUUAGUAGCGGCAAGCCAGCUUUUAACGGGCAGGCAGUGUAUGAUGAUGGGAACGGAGGAGGAUCUUUCAGACUAACGCCCAGGUCAGCAGGUUUGUAAAUUUCAUAAAACCAGACUUUACAAAUUGGACAUCCUGUAGUUACUUUCACCUUAGGAUUCAACGGUCAUUUGUGGCAUUUAGUUUUGAAAUUGUAGCUCAUAUUAGGAAAGGUUAUAUCAUUAAUGCACUAAUUUGACCGGUACAAGUAUAUCAGUUAGUGAAGCAGCAGAACACCGAAGUCUAUUUCGGGAAAGUUUUGGAGCUUAAAAGUAGCACAUUCAAAUUGUCAUCACUCCUGAUUGUAAAAAAGGCCUUCUGCUAAAUAUUUAAUUGCUAGAAGUAAUGAGUCUCUUAAUAAUAAGAACUCCUCUCAAUUCCUUGCAUGUUUCAUGGAAUGGAAUGGACAAAAUCCAAUUUUGAGGGGUUUUGUAAUCCAAGGGAGACGGCCUUUUCCUUUCUGUUAGCUCCAAAUGUAAAUCUGCAAGUGUAUCUAGUUUUAUUUGUUCCUCUUCCCACUCCAGAGCUGAAACUGGUGUCUUUAGGUUUGCUUAGUAGCGAGCACAAAUUGUGAUGGGUCGGGUACCAUACAAAGUGAACCCAUCGUGGUUCUGGGUUCAAGUUUGGGAUAUAGAAUACAGUAUUUUAAUUACAAGUAAUUUAUAUUUAUGUAUUUUGUUAGCAUUAUUGAGUUUAUAAGGAUUUUAUUAUUUUAAGUUUUUUGUUUUUUACGUAAAUAAUCUAGUAAUAAAGUUGGAUUGGGGGGGAUCUGUAAUUUGUUCAUUAGAUAUUGUUGAAAUGAAAUUGGUUGUCUUAUAUAUGUAAAUGUAUAUGUCUAUGAUUCAACCUGUUGAGAUAUUAAUCGUCCAAGUGGAGGACUAUAUUGUUAGUGUUGUUGGUUUUAUAAUACAAAGAGUAAAUCACUUUUUUUCA
This is a messenger RNA of Mangifera indica (mango), 5094 nucleotides long. Its product is annotated as zinc finger CCCH domain-containing protein 44-like. The record is from RefSeq and is a predicted model, not a curated record. The transcript has 10 exons. Lineage: Eukaryota; Viridiplantae; Streptophyta; Magnoliopsida; Sapindales; Anacardiaceae. Gene Ontology annotation, molecular function: DNA binding; protein binding. The coding region runs from base 342 to 4223 and encodes 1293 amino acids.